GUGGAUCGCUCCCUCGCCAUCACCUCGCCCCUGCAGUACGAGGCGCUGGUGACCAAGGGCCGGGCACGGGCCGUCGUGUGCCUGGUCUGGGCCAUCUCUGCCUUCAUCUCCUUCCUCCCCAUCAUGAACCACUGGUGGCGGGACGGGGCGGACGAGCAGGCCGUGCGCUGCUACAACGACCCGCGCUGCUGCGACUUCGUCACCAACGUGACCUACUCCAUCAUCUCCUCCACCAUCUCCUUCUACGUGCCCCUGCUCGUCAUGAUCUUCGUCUACGUCCGCGUCUUCGCUGUGGCCACGCGGCACGUCCAGCUCAUCGGCAAGGCCAAGGUGAGGUUCCUGCAGGAGCCCCCCAGCCCCAGGGGCGGCCGGCGCCGGCGGCCCUCCCGGCUGCUGGCCAUCAAGGAGCACAAGGCACUCAAGACCCUGGGCAUCAUCAUGGGCACCUUCACGCUCUGCUGGCUGCCCUUCUUCGUGGCCAACAUCAUCAAGGUGUUCUGCCGGCCCCUGGUGCCAGACCAGCUCUUCCUCUUCCUCAACUGGCUGGGCUACGUCAACUCAGCCUUCAACCCCAUCAUCUACUGCCGCAGCCCCGACUUCAGGAGCGCCUUCCGCCAGACGCUGUCUGCCUGGGGGGCUGAGGCCCAGGAUGAGCUGCACAUGGUGGCCGUGGAUUCCAAAAACACCUGUGGAGACAAACCAGUGCCCCUCGCGGCGCUGCGGGCCUCGCUGCUCCCCACGAUCAGCCUCAGAGGUCUGGAGCUGCUCCCUCCCGUCACCUUCGUGCUGCAGUGCGGAGCUGGGCCGGUCUGUCUCAGUGGGCAGCUCAUCGCCUUGGAACUUUAUGCCAAGACCAAAGCCCACGAGGAAGAGCCUUCAGAUGAAGAUGUAAGUGACGAGGAUAAUGAUAGAGCACCCUAG
Messenger RNA from Chaetura pelagica (chimney swift), 921 nucleotides. RefSeq names its product adrenoceptor beta 3 (gene ADRB3). The transcript is spliced from 4 exons. Gene Ontology annotation, cellular component: membrane. NCBI's taxonomy places the organism in Eukaryota, Metazoa, Chordata, Aves, Apodiformes, Apodidae. Gene Ontology annotation, molecular function: norepinephrine binding; epinephrine binding; beta3-adrenergic receptor activity. The record is from RefSeq and is a predicted model, not a curated record. Gene Ontology annotation, biological process: adenylate cyclase-activating adrenergic receptor signaling pathway; positive regulation of heart contraction; norepinephrine-epinephrine-mediated vasodilation involved in regulation of systemic arterial blood pressure. The annotation marks the transcript as partial.